CCUACAGGCCGACCAAAUAAAUAACGAAAGAGAAAGAGAGGCACAGCCCCAGAGAAACCAUGGAGGAGGAGAGCAAGUUCUGCAAGAACUGUAAACGAGAUGUGUCUGCUGCCAAUUUCUCUCUCCACGAGGCCCACUGCAUGCGGUUUCUCGCUAUCUGUCCAGAAUGCGAUGAACCUAUUGCUCUAAAGGAAAUGGAGGAGCAUCAGGAAGACGCACAUAAGCAGGUCAGAUGUAAACUGUGUCACCAAAGCAUGCAGAAAUACCUGCUGGAGAAUCAUGAGUUCAAUGAAUGUAAUGAGCGAUCAAUGAAAUGCACAUUCUGCGAGCUGGGAAUGCCCUUCAAUAAGCUGCAGAGGCACCAGGAGGCCUGCGGUAGUCGCACGGAGCUCUGUUGGGAGUGUAACAAAUACAUCAUGUACAAGGACUUGGACAAGCACAAAGACGUUUGUCAGAAUGGCAAGAAGCUAUCAAGCAAUGGUGAGAUGCACUAUCAACCCAGUGAGGAGUCUGCUCGUCCAACCUCAAUUCUCCCACCCUCAGGUCUCAGUGACAAUCUUUGUCAGCACUGCAAUAAGUACUUCCCAGAUGACCAGUACCUCCAACACCUGACUGAGUGCAGCCCGCUCUCCAAACUCGCGGAUAUUCUCGCCAGCCAGUCAGUUACAAAAUCCCGCCCGCUCCCACCUUCCUCUCUGGUUACGUCUCCCCCCCGUGAGAAUGCAGCCGUGGCGUGGAAGGACGUUCGCCCAAAGCGGAAGGAAAAGGACUUAUCUUCUGCCUCCAGGCCCUCACUCAAGCCUCUGAAGAACAAAAAGUCAGCAGGCCGCCCUGCUUUCACUGCCACAGUGGAUCCCGUACUGCCUAAGGCUCUUGAAGACCCAAUGACUUACGAUGUGUUGGUGACCUGUUCCCAGUGCAAUAUCCUCCUCCCAGGUCCGACUCUAAGGAAGCACGAGAAAAAAUGUCUGCGUCUAGCUUCUUUGCAAAAUCUCAGGAGGAAACCAAAAUGGAGUCCUGGAAAACAAGAGGAGCCUUUCUAAGGCACUCCUGGAAGAAACUGGAACCAGAGAUGCCCCACCAGACCCCAGGCUUCAGUUCAGCGCUAGUAACGGCAUUCUAAACACAUGGCUUUAUACAUAGCGAAUAAAAGCGUCAUGCUUCCUACACUAGACUGAGAACAA
Molecule: messenger RNA, 1184 nt
Organism: Emys orbicularis (European pond turtle)
Lineage: Eukaryota; Metazoa; Chordata; Testudines; Emydidae
Gene: XAF1
Product: XIAP associated factor 1
Exons: 8
Coding region: 60-1043 (327 amino acids)
Biological process (GO): apoptotic process
Cellular component (GO): mitochondrion
Source: RefSeq, a predicted model, not a curated record